Messenger RNA from Dimorphilus gyrociliatus, 4550 nucleotides. Lineage: Eukaryota; Metazoa; Annelida; Polychaeta; Dinophilidae. The record is from the annotation of a GenBank genome assembly.
AAUGCAAAGUGCAAUUAGUUUAAUAAAACAAUAUUCUCCAUUGGCUGAGAUUAAUGAAGAUAAAAAAGAUAAAUUCUCAGAGCAUCUCGAAACUUUAGAAGAUCAGUGUAAAGGUGUCGUGGCAGAGAUUAUUGGAUUUAUACAUAUUCUCCACAAAGAGAUAUGUUACGAGAAAGGCUAUACGUACGAAACGCCAGCAUCAGAGGUUUCUAGAACUUGUGUUCAAUUUUUGAACACCAUUAUGGAACGGGAUUUAUCGUAUGAAGAAGCGAAACCUGUAAGCGAGAAGCUAAUGAAUCAGUUUACGAAUAUAUUUGAGAUUCAAGCUACCUGUUCAGGAAAUUUGGAUGCUAUUGAAGAAUUUUUUAGUAAUAGUUUAUUUAUGGAUUAUAUUGAGAAAGAUGUAUCUGAAGUUCAUAUUUCAAAGUGGCUUAAAAGUUUAUGCAAAGAGUUUCAACCGAAGAAAAAUGAUAAAAAUUCACAGUACUGGGCGGAGAAUAUAACAAAUACAUUUUCGUCAAUAUAUUCAAAUGUUUCUUCGAAAACUCUGUUAAAAUGUAAGGAUGAAGUUGUUGAAGGACUCUUAUUUUGGGCGAAAAUUGGGAUGAAAUAUAAGGAGGAUGAUACAUCAAAAGUCAUAUUUGUAGAAUUAGUCAACUCUAUGAUAAGUAUUUUUGAGCAGAUAGCUAACUCAUACAUGCUUACUGAUGUAAACCAGUCAGAAAUUUUUAAAAAUUGGUCUGACGAGAAGUUGGAGAAUUUCUUAUCCAGAUGCCAAAGUAUGCUAUUACAAGAUAAUUUUCCUCCUAACCCUCACCCGAAAGAUGCAAUGAGAUUAUUAAUAUCAGACUGCCUUGAGUCCUAUACAAAGGAAACUGAAAACGGAGUCCAUUUGGCACUUAUUCAUUCCUUUCACAAUAAAAUAAAUUGUACUGGAAACUCGGAAGCCCAGUCCAUAGUAGACGACCUGAAAUGUCCACUCGAAGAAAAGAUGAACCUAAUAAAUUUUGAAGCUGCUGGUAAAAAGAGCAUAGUUCAACAAUUUUUUGAAGAUAUAGAUAAUGUAAAGAAUACAAAGCAAGCAGACAAAGUAUGUUCAUACUACGAAAAGACGUUCAAUAGUGAAAUUCUCCCAGCUUUAAAAGGGGAUAUAGAAAUUAUGAAACAGUUUAUUAAAGUUAUCGUCAACAAUCCUUAUAGAUAUAUAAGUGACAAGUUCUUUAGUAAACCAGCCAAAACACAAAAACUAUUAAAUAUUAAAGCUAAUCCUACUUUGCUUAAAUUUAUAUUUGAUACAAUGUACGAAGCAAAAGUUGACUAUAAUGAAGAAUCCAAAUCAGCGUUUAAUGAUAUUGGUUAUGCAACUAAAAAUCAAUUAGAUAAAGAGAAUCUAUUCUCAAAGUUUAAAAAUGAUAUAUACGACUAUGUUGAAAGAAGUUUUAAUUUUGUAAAACAUCCUUAUCACAAUGCUGUUGAAGCAUUUAAUGCAACAGUUGAUUGGAAGGGACAAAUUGAAAGAUUUAAUAGAAUUGUAAUUAAAGUUAAAGCAAUUCUUGAGAAAGAUCAUUCGCAUUAUCGUCAAGCAGAUCCUAUUGUUACUGUAUUUCAAUUUACAAGUGAAUAUAUUAUGAAUAGUGCAAGGAAAAAUAAGAAAUUUAUUGAAUACGCGAAAAAUUUUGGCGACCUGUUCAAUUAUUGCUAUACUUUACCGUGGUUAGCGGAUGAAGAUUUAGAAGAGAAGUGGGGUCUAUUUCAGAUUGAUAGCCGAAGAACCUUGGCUGGAAGAAUUCUAUAUCUACUGAUGAGAGAUGUCUACAAAGAGAAUAAUGAUUAUGACGACUUUAUUAGACCAAUUGUUGGUACCUUAAAAAAGUUGAAAAAACAGGACGAUGAUGCCGAGCUUCAGGAAAUGGCCAUUGAGUUAUUGUCACUGUUAACUGAUCAAAUAGAACUUCUUGGUAAUGAUGCUGGUACUGAAAUAAUUAACGAAUUUUUAGAUGCACAAGACCCGUUCAAAUUAGAUAAAAUUGUUCCAUUAUAUAGUUCCAAUUCCGAUAUCAUUCAUGAGAGGCUUGACGAUAUCAUUGAAAUCGCAGAACAAAAUGAGAGUUUUGGUACGGCGCAUAUGACACAACUAAUUGACAAAAUCGCCGAAGCUAAUCCCAAACAAAUAACAAAACGAUGUUUUCAAUAUUUAAUCGAUGUUCUCCAUACUGAUUUCUGUUCUUCAGCUAUUUCUCCACUUCAAAAAUUGACAAACAAACGUUUUGAAUUAUUUAAAGACACUCAGAAAAUAUUUAAAGAUCAUGUAGAAAAUCAUAAAUACGGAGGUUUCUUCUUAAGUCUUUUACCAGACUUGUCUAGAACACAGGAAUUAGCCAAUUACUAUGCUAAAAUAAUUUGGAACUAUAUCCAAAAAGGAAAAUCUGAUCAUGAAAUUGCUGCACUUUACGCAUUAAGAUCACUGGCAUUAAGAUUUAAAGAACCUGUUGCCGCCUAUAGAAAAGAGCUCGAUAUUAUGAAAAACGAUGUCAAACUUAAAGAUUAUGUGAUGUAUAUUAUAGACGUUCUCGAAGGUAGAUCUUUAGAAACGGUUGCCAAUGAUGUUCAAGAACAGAGGGAAGAUAUCGAUAACCUUGAUUCCAGAGUCACUGAAAAUGAAGAAAAGAUUGUUGUUCUCGAUACCGAUGUUAAAGAAACAAAGAAAGAUGUUGCUGAUGUAAAACAAGAUGUAAAAGAAACAAAGAAACGCAUUGAUCAAAUUGAAUAUACAAUGAAAGGACUCGACGAAAGAGUUGAACAAUUAAAUCAUAUGACUCUAUCACACGCUCCAGCAUGGUCUCGUCAUGUUUCUGAAUUAAUGAAUGAUCAAUCUGAUAAUGAUUGGAGACUUCUCUCUAUGAAAUUGAACUAUUCUAAUGAUGAUAUUCGAAAUUGGGCUACUCAACCAGAUCCUUGUCUGUCAAUGUUGGACGAAUGGUUCGCUACACACAAAACUAGAGAAGCUACUUUUGCUAUUUUAAAUAAUUUGAAAGAAAUGAACAGACUCGACGCUGCAGAAAUUGUAGAAAAUGCUUUAGCUUCUGUCAAAAAUGUUGUUAAAGAUGAUGAAGACGAAGAAUUUGAAAAACCCGAAAUAUUCCUCAGCUAUCAAUGGGGACAUCAACAAGAAGUUAAAAUGUUAAAGAAACACCUAGAGAUGGCCGGCUUUAAAGCCUGGAUGGACAUUGGUCAAAUGGGUGGAGGCGAUAAACUAUAUGCAAAAAUUGAUGAUGGUGUAAGAUCAGCUAAAGUAAUCAUUAGCUGUGUAAGUGAGAAAUAUGCAAAAUCAGCCAAUUGUUGUAGAGAAGUAAAUCUAUCAACUAACCUUGGUAAACCAAUGAUUCCUUUACUUAUGGAAAAACUACAAUGGCCGCCUGCUGGUCCAAUGGGUCCAAUUAUGUCGGAAUAUCUAUAUGUUCAAUUCUUCAAAAAUGGAGGAAUGCAAAAAGGUGAUACUGUAUUUUGGAUGCCUCCUAAAUUUCAAGAACUACUGAUGCAAAUUCGAUACUAUGUUGUUCCGGAUAUGAAAUUAAUAACUAAAGAUUCUCCAUAUGCUGGAUGGAUGAAUCCACCUGAAGAAGAAAUAAUAAUACCAAAGAGAGAGCAAAAGGCUGUAGAAUCCAAAACAUCGAAUGCUAAAAGUGAAGAAGAAGAAGUGAUAAGUCCCGAUGUUUUCAUCUCUUAUCAAUGGGAUAAACAACCUCAAAUCAAACGCCUAUAUAAGAAGUUGAGUGGAUUGGGAUAUCAUUGUUGGCUGGACAUAAUGCAAAUGGGUGGUGGAGAUUCACUAUUUGAUAAAAUUGAUAAAGGAAUCAGAGGUUGUAGAGUUGUUAUUUCCUGUGUCACACCGAAAUAUGCUUUAAGUGCUAAUUGUCGAAGAGAAGUUUCAUUAUCGGGAGCAUUAAAUAAACCAAUCAUACCAUUAUUAUUGGACAAUAUGAAGUGGCCUCCAGAGGGACCAAUGUCAAUGGUAUUUACUCAACUGUUAUAUAUAGGUUUUCACAGGAAGAAAGAUGAUAAACUAUGGGAAGGCGAUGAGUUUAAUCAAUUAAUUUCGAAAAUUGAUAUGAAUGCGCCUGGUUGUAAAAUUGAGCAGCAAUCGUCAAGCUCUAAGGAAGCAACAAACAAUACCAAAGAGAAGAAAGAUGCUAAAAAUGAAAUUGAAAAGAAAAAUGCACAAACACAGAAAACAGAGAAAAGAGAUGAAGUGCCUAAGAAGGAAGAAGCUAAAAUAGCAUCUGAAAGAAAGGAUAACAAAGAGACAAAUUCAAAACAAGUGGAAAAAGAAAAAUCAGUUGAAAGAAAAGUUAGAAAAGAAGAUAUGAAAAAAGAGAAAAAUGUUGGAAAUGGAACUAAACAGCCUGAACAAUCUCCUGAAAAACCUAAGCCAACAUCUGAUAAAACUAAUUCUACUCCUCCGGCCAAAAAAUCAUCGACAUGUAGUAUUUUAUAAUUAUCACUAUAGGAUAUAUUAAAUGUAAAUUAUUCAGUUUCUGUUAUAUAUACAG